AUAUUUUCCUGAAAUGGCAUUAUAGUAUAAUUUAUAGCAGAAGCGAAUGAUUGUUGUAAAUAUUGCCUGCCAUUUGCUGCAAUGGACCCCGCGGCUGAAACCGACUAUGGUAUGGCAAUCCUCGCCGAAGGAACGGCAACAUACUCGGAGCCAAUCGUUGAUAUUGUUGCCGUCCAAGGACUGGGAUCACACCCGUACUGGACUUGGAUGCGUAAUGGCACCAACUGGCUUCAGGAUCUCCUUCCCAAAGUAGUGCCAGGUGCCCGUAUCUCAGCAUGGGGUUGCAACACGCAUUAUGUUGGGCGUGUACCACAGUACAAUCUGUAUCAAUGUGGCAGCAGUCUGCUGAGGUCUCUUGAUUUGCAUAGGAGCAAAAACAAGGCGCGACCACUUAUUCUCAUCGGCCAUAGCUUUGGCGGCAUAAUUAUAAAGAAGGCUCUCGUCACUGCAGCACUUGAUACAGACAAGUACUCUCUCCUGUGUGAGUCCGUGGUUGGUAUCAUAUAUCUCGGCACACCGCACACCGGGACCACGGCCGCGACAGCAGCAAAUAAGAUCUUAACAAUUGUGAAGUCUAUAGACUUGGCCAUGGUUAACCUGUCCAUUAUACAAGAGUUAGAGAAAGGAUCUAGUACACUAUUCGAGCUGCAGAGUAGCAUGCAUGCCCGUUAUAAGCACUGCAAAGUGAUUUGUUUCUAUGAAACUGUACCUGACAGUAAGACCAAGGUGAUGAUUGUGCCGCAAGAGUCGGCUUGCUUGGCCGACAGCAGUGAUGGAUGUGCUUUGGAGACAGACCACAGCGGAAUGAAUAAAUUUGAUAGUGCGCACGAUACUAAUUUCAUUAAAAUCAGCGAAGCAAUUAAGUCCUUUUAUCAAUUGGCAAAACAAAGCGACUUUAGAGUUAGCCUCGGUGGACUUCGGGGAGAAGGAAAGGUGUUACAAAGGAAAGGUGGCUAUCCUCGCCGAACUCUUUCGAAAUACUUUAGUGGUAGGGAGAAAGAGCUUGGUCUCAUAGACGCCGCUUUUAAGGACGAAGAUGAAGAGGAUGAUUCCCCAAUCACAGUAGCCAUCUACGGGAUGCAUGGGAUGGGCAAGACCCAAGUUGCACUUGCCUAUAUCCGUAGGAGCAAACGGAAAAGAGACGAUGUUAUCUGGGUUGAUGGAGAUAGCUUUGAGAGCGCACGUGCGAGCUUUAUUGGGACUCUUGGCCUCUCCUCUGGCGAUCCGGAUGCUAUUUCCAAAACUUGCAGGUGGUUGGAAGAAAGGGCGGAAAGUGGAGGGAAAGGGUGGUUACUUGUAAUCGACAAUUUCACAUCCCAUGCUGUCUCUUUCUUUGAACACCUCCCAACGGAUGCGCCGGCGGGUAGGAUACUGAUUACUACAAAUGAAGAGGAUCUUGCAAAUCUAAAAACCACAGAUUCGGGACGAAUCCAGAGGUGCAUUCCUCUGGAAAAAAUGGAGGAAUCGGACUCUUUGAAUUUAUUUCUUAAAAGCUGUGCAUUACCGCCCACAAUCGAGACAAAGGAAGAGACGAAAGAUCUAGCAAGAGAAAUCCUUCACCUUCUCGGUAACUUACCCAUCGCCAUUGCCCAGGCGGCCUCUUACCAGAAAAGAGAUGGUCGACAUCUGGAAGGUCUCUUGGAGGUACUGAGCAAUAAAGAUGGCAAGAUGAAGGUUCUGGGCCACCGCUACAGUGCUAUAGAUACUUCGAUACGCCCUUUGGCAAAACUCUUUAAUGUUGCAUUCUCAGAGCUGGAGGAAUCAUGUCAUGACCGAGCGGAUCUCCUGCGGCUACUGUCAUUUUUGUGCCCCGAUAAUAUACCCAUUCGGCUGUUCUCAUCAUUCAAGUACGAAGAAAUAGCUACUCCUUCAAUGGGAACACGAAAAAAAUCCAUUUGGAGUUGUUUCAGACGACAAACAAGAGCCACCCCUGCUAUCCAAAAGCCCCUAUUGUGUCGAAAUGUCAGGAAUUUGCUUGGAGAUACGACGAGACGACAAGAGGAACUUUAUCAGCUCAAAAAAGCAUCUUUGCUAGAGCAGGCAGUAGAAGGAGAUCAUACGACUGGACUGUCAUACACCAUGCAUGAUCUUAUCUGCUUCCUCAUUCAGAGCCUUGGGGUAGCUCCUGACACGGAAUUAACCUGGUUUACCCUCGCAUCAGAUAUUCUCUACGCAGCGAUGACCGAACAGCUAGAACCAAAAUCCGAACAAUUUUUGUUGAACCGAGCGAUGUGUGUACCGCAUAUCACCGCACUGGCGCGUCUCGACGUGCUGGGGCGCUACCGAGUACCACAGUUUGCGUAUAUUUGCCAUCUAGCAGGCGACUACUUUUACGACACCUACGAGGCGGCCGAGGCGGUAAACAUGUACAAUAUAGCUGUAUUUGAUCGGGAGAGGGCAUAUGAGGAAGGGUUGGAGCUGGAUGAAUAUAAUCUCCUCGUGUCAUUAAAGGACUUGGGAGAUGCGGAGCGCGAGCUGGACAACUACGAGGCGGCCCAGAAACACUUUGAUCGAGCGCUGACGGGUUGGACUGCCAUUAUGGGUCCAGAUGCCCCUGUUACUCUUCAGUUGCGCACAAACAUGGCAAUGCUAGCUGGAACUCAGGCCCAAUAUGCUACUGCGGAGGAGCAGUAUAAUAAGGUCAUACAAAGUAUGGGACGCGCAAUGGAAACGGAAACAGAACUGUCCUACGCGAAAGAGGGCCUGGCAGUGAUAUAUCGAAUGCAAGGACUGUAUGUCAAGUCAGCCGAAUGCCUUCAAGAGGUCUGCGACAUGCAGAAGCGCGACCAAAGCCUACAUGAAUAUCAUCCCCAGUUGAUACAAAGCCAGCAAAACCUAGCCAUCGCGUAUUUCGAUCUCGGCCGCUACCACGAGGCCGAAAGACUGCUCAUUAACAUUCUGGAGAGAUGUAAGGAGAAGUAUGAUGACACCCACGAAAUCACCAGAGGGGUCGCGAUGAACUUAGCGAUGGUUUGGGUGUAUCAAGGCCGCUUCGAGGAUGCAGAGGGCAUGGCGCUGCGUGCCAUCGAUCCCUCCAUGAUGGGCUUUGACCCGAUCAAAGAAUGCACCCGCUCCAAGCGGCCGUACCUAAUCGACGCGCUUGAGAUUCUGGCGCGGACACAUGAGGAUCUACACAAGAACGCCGAAUCCGAGGCAGAAUAUAAUGUGGUGCUUCAAUCGCGCAAGUCUGUCCUGCGGCCAGACCAUCACUUCAUCUUCCGAGCGAAAGAGGGUCUGGCGCGGGUCUAUGGAGAUUCUGGACCAGAGAAAGCAAGCCGCGCUUUCGCGAUAUUUGAGGAAGUGCUGGAUAAUCAUAGAAAGGAGUUGGGAAACGAGCACCCGGACACGCUGCUUACGCUGCACAAUUAUGGGACUUUUCUGAAGAGGCAGGGAGAGAAGAAUGUGGGAAAAGCUCAGCGGGUCCUGGAGGCGGCGUUUGAGGGGAGGACGCGUGUGCUGGGGCCGGAGCAUCCGCUUACUUUGGUGAGUAAGGCCUCUCUCGCGGGGAUGGAAGUAGUGGAAUAAGGGGACGUGUAAAUAGAAAAACCGGUGAUGCUAUGAACUAUAGAGACACUUGGAUAUCAAAAAUUAGUCUUGUACAGCACCUUGUUGGCUAGUGCCAUGAUGUACUCUCUAUACUCCGUAUAGACGAAGACGAUACAAGAACAGAGACAGC
Messenger RNA from Pseudogymnoascus verrucosus, 3676 nucleotides. RefSeq lists its product as uncharacterized. Bases 82 to 3525 code for a protein of 1147 amino acids. Gene Ontology annotation, molecular function: ADP binding; ATP hydrolysis activity; protein binding. The transcript has 9 exons. The record is from RefSeq and is a predicted model, not a curated record. NCBI's taxonomy places the organism in Eukaryota, Fungi, Ascomycota, Leotiomycetes, Thelebolales, Thelebolaceae.